CGCGCCAGUCGCUCCGCGCGCCACGCUCAGAGCUCACGCACCACUCGCGCCACCGCCGCUCCGCCGCAUCGGCCGCGCACGCAAACACUCGAGUUUACAAACAAAUAUUAUUAUGCCGGCGUAAAACAAAUCAGCAACAAUGUCGUUCUGCAGAAUCACAGGCCGCAGCAGGGGGCUGCCCAAACCCAACUAUUUUCCGCUUCUUCUGCCCAUCUCGCCGGCGGACGCCAAGCGUUGCUGCAGGAUCACCGGCAAAUCCUACGGACUCCCGUCUCACCACUACAUUCCAGUGCUACUCACCUCCCGCUCGGGAAAGACCAAAUGCAAAAUUACUAACGUAUCCGGUGAACUCGGCCCGCACCACUAUGCGCCCGAAAUUAACUACGGUAAUAGAAAGCACGAAAUGCUACCGGACUACAGAUACAUUUUCCCCGUUUUAGACGGCUCUACCGAGGCUCAGAAAGUGUUAAUGGAAAUGCUGAUAGGAAAACAAGUGACCGAAGACAAGCGAUAUGUGUACACGGUUCAAGAGAGACGGUGCAGUUUAGUUUUCUCGGCUCAAAUGGAAGCGGCCGUCCGCGAUGGUGAUGUGCGCGACGUCAUGCUGGCGAAGGAUUCGGACACAGUGCUAAUCAAAAUGAAACAAGGCCGCAGUGUAUCGAUGGACUUCAAAGAUUUUACUGAAGACGUAGAAAUGUACGAAGGAGAGGGACCAAACGCAGAAGUUUUAAAACAAAGAGAACUAGAAGAAUUGGAAGAAAAGAAAAAGAAGAGAAAACGAGCAGGUCUCUCAUCGAUGAAAAAGAUAUUUGAAAACAAAGAAAAGUUGGCUGAGGUGCAGGAGUUGGAAGAGGAAAGACAUCGUCAAGAUCGAAUGGCUAAGAAAGCAAAGUUAGAAGAAUACAAACACGAAAAACACGACGUCAAAACUUUCACUUCAACGAAUUACGAUGUUAAUCAUAUGCGUUCAAAGUCUAGUAUUAUUAUGUGCAGUGGUGAAUGGCGAGAUCAGUUGCAUCCUAUUAUUGAAUCUUGGGAUUGGGACGUGUUUGAAAAAGAAAUGCAUCAACAUGAUGAACAUUUAGUUCCGAAGGCUAGUAAAUUACCUAUACCGGUGAAGUUAACACCACAUCAUUGUGAUGCUGAAAUUUAUGAAACUGACCGAAAUAUCAGUGAUAUUUCGAUGUCUUUAGAAAAUGUUCCUUGUGUGAACCCACUGAAACCAGUCAAGACACGGCCUGAUGAAACAGUAUUAACUGCUGUGAAGCAACUGUCAGAAGAACGUUUGACUGAAACAUCAGACGUCACAGAAAAGUUAGUUGUAGAAAAUAAAAUUGGCAUGCUCCCUACUUUAGAGCACUUGCCAGACCUAGUUAAAAAUAUAAAGAAAGGUAAAAGAGAAAAAAUUGCCAAAAUAUCAGGACUGACAUUAGACAUAAACAAGGCGAAAAAAUUCAUCCCCGGUCAACAUGUCAACACACCUCAAGGACCUGUCUUUGUGCCUGGCCAGACUGUGGAAACCCCUUCAGGUCCUGUGUUCGUACCAGGAUUGACUGUAAAUACACCUGCAGGUCCUGCAGUUAUUCCUGGACAUAUUGUCACCAACGAGUACACAAAUGAACCCUUCUUCCUUGCGGGACAAGUGAUGGAAACGACGAAUGGAGAAGAAUUUGUGUGUGGACAAACAAUCAAAAAUAAAGAUGACACGUAUCGGUUUGUUGAAGGUCAAACAGUGCUAUCACAGGAAGGACUUAAGUUUGUCCCUGGAAAAAUAAUAAAUAACGGCCCAGAAGAUGUAUUCGUGCCAGGUCAGACUAUUUUGACUCCAGAAGGAGUCCAAUUUGUGCCUGGUCAAACAAUAACAGAAAGCAACGGGAAUAUAUUCACGCCCGGACAAAAUGCCAAAAUAAACAAUGAAUGGCAAUUUAUACCCGGACAGGUGGUUCAUCAAGAUGAUGAGUUACACUUUGUUCCCGGUGCAACCAUUGCAACUCCUAAUGGCCUCAAGUUCGUUCCAGGGCAAACGGUAGCCGUCGAUGGUGAAACGUGCUUUGUACCUGGCAUAACAAAAACUACGAGUGGCGACAAACUUGAGUUCGUUCCUGGCACAACAGUGGAAACAAUAGAUGGACCGAAGUUCAUUGAAGGACAAAUAGUCCAUACUGAGUUAGGGGAAAAGUUUAUGCCUGGAAAAACUUUCGUUCAAUCUAAUGGACACGUUGAAUUUUCGGUAGCAAAAACAGUGGAAGAUAUUACUUUCUCGGAAGGUGCUCCUGUGGGCCUUCCUAUCGACAUCAAAACAAGCUCAUUAUCUGAAGAAUCUUUGUAUGUCUUUGGACAUAUGAUUCAAACAGCUAAAGGUAUUGAGUUUUACCCUGGUCCAAGAAUACCUAAAAUUGAAGGAAAAGUCGUGCCUGGAAGAUUGGUUAAAAAUGAAGCAAAUGAAUCUCGCUUUGUUCCUGGAAUGAUGGUCGAAGGCAUUUUUGUGCCGGGACAAAUUGUGUUCACAGAAAACGGUGAACAAUUUGUUCCAGGCCAGGUAGUAGAUACCGCAGAUGGACCUAAGUUCGUCCCAGGUCAAGUAGUAAAUACUAAAACAGGCCCUAAAUUCGUUCCCGGUCAAACAAUACAUACUAUCGACGGGCCGCGAUUUGUUCCGGGACAAAUUAUUGAAACAAAGGCUGGACCAACAUUCAUCCCUGGACAAGUUAUUUCUACUGAAGAUGAAGGCUCUAGAUUCGUACCUGGUCAAGUAGUUGAUACUGAAGAAGGUCCAAGAUUUGUGCCUGGACGAGUUAUUGAAACAGACGAUCAUGGGGUGACAUUUGUGCCUGGACAGAUAGUUCAAACGCCAGAGGGCUUGAAAUUCGUUGCCCCUGACCUUACUGAAGGUGAAGAAGGUCUUGAAUUUUCAGUUCAAAGCUUUGUCGUCACUCCAGAAGAACUCAAGCUCUUAAAAGUGAAAACGAACCCAAAUGACACUACAUCGACAAAAGGAGAGCUAACUAUCGAUACAAACAUGUUAAGACAGCUUUCAGAAGCUGGUAUGUCUAUUGGAAGGCAAGUCCCAGCUGAGUUACCUGCUAUUAACGUCGUUUUGAAUGAAACAAGGAAUGCAGAAGCUUUAAAAGCAUUUGUGACCGAUUUUGGACUGAAAGAUGAUGUUGCCAAUCAAUUAAUGCAAGUUAUCACUUCGAUCAUAGAAAUGAGUGCUCACUUGAAAUCCGAAAUUCGUGAUAAUAAUUCUGAAAAUGAAUCGAUCAACGACAAGAAAAAGCGAAGGUCAGACAAAAAAAGAAUGGGGAUUCAACAACACAGUGGACCGACUGAAGAAAAUGGCCAAACAGCUCAGCAGGAACAUGUUAAAAACUCAAUUGCUGCUGCUGUUUUAGCUGCUUUAGUAACGGCUGAGCAGUUUGAAGAAGUCAACAAUAAUAACAGCAAAGAAAAAUAUCAGCUUAUACUCAAAUCUAUUAAUACUAUAUUAGGAAAUACAAUUGACGAAGAAUUUGUUGCAUCUAUGUUCCAAAUUCUGCAGACUAACGAAGACAAAGAAACACUCUGCGAAGAAAUACUUGACAACACAACACAACCUAAAGUAGAAUUAAUCAAAAUUGCGGUAAAUAACGGUUUACACAAACAUUCCUUUACCGAAGAAGAUAUCAUAGAAAAGUUCGGAGACUUUUUGAGUUCUGAAAAUGAGGUAUUAGGACCUGCUUUCAAAAAUAUUUCUAAAAAUGACGCGAGUGUCCUGCAUCACGUUUUGGCUCAUAUUUCAGACUCAAUCUCAUUUGUGAAAACAGACCAUGAAGCAACUGAAACAUUGCAGAAAGCUAUUGUAUCUGCCGUGCAAGAAGCUAGCAGCAAAGAGUUAGAUAUAAUGCUACAAGAUCCCAAUCAAGAAAAUCUGAAAGAACUGAUUGUUCAAUCAGUGGGACUCGCUAAGAUACUGGGCAUUAGGGAUGUCGCUAUGAACUUACUUUCUGUCGUUAAUAAUGAAGAAAGCUUGGCACAAAUCGCUAAUGAUGCGACGAGUCUUAAUAUUUUGAAAAGAUUGACAGUUAUGAGAAAAUUGGCUGAUCAAACGCCGAGUCUCAAUUCUGCCCUUAAAAAAUUAGAGACAAACCCAGAACUGGCUCGCACCGAUCCUAAUCUCAGGGAUUUAGUGCGAGAAAGUGCGGCUCUUAUGAUCGUUCCCGAGGAACCACCCCUCAUGACUUCAGCCGACGUUCCACUGAGUUUACUUGAUCCCGAAAACAGUUUGGCGAUGGAAGACUUCCUAUUCCAGCGGAAAAAGCACCCUGGAGCUCUUUUGAUUAUGAAAAAAGGCUUGCAAGCGGUCGUGCCCCGUGAAGCCAGCCGCGCCGUGUUGACCGGUCAAGUUGCAUACACAGUUCUUGACGAAAGCGGAAUCAGACAUUUUGAGCCGAUGCACGUAUUCUCAGCUCUUAACCUUAGUCAGCCGACAGCCCAUAGAUUUUCAAUGUACAGCUGUCCUGUGGUAGACAAUGACGACGAAGACUUGCAGACGUUUACUGGCUACUGCAAUAUUAGCAACAAUCAGAGGAUCACCAAGUUCGGUGGUUGGUCUCGAAGAUACAACGGAGUUUUGUUAGACAGAGAAAAUACCAGAAGUCGAAUGAGCAGUUUAGAAAACACGCCAAGCUAUAAAAGAUAUCCGUCCCGAUCUUUAUCUAGAUCUCGUUCUAGUUGUAGCAGAAGUCCUCCCAAGGUAGAAGACGUAGUCGUUGCGACGACUGACUACACCGCCGCGGCGGAUGACGAGGUGUCGCUCAGGGCCGGCGAUAUCGUAGAAGUUCUCGACACGAAAACCGCACUCGGAUCCAAGUACAGAGGUCGGGUAUAUUGUUACGAGAACCAUUUCUUCCAGUCCAGAGGACCGUCUCUAGACUAUGUGUUUAGCGUCCCCACGUACAGAAUGUACUAUUACUGAGCCUGACAAGGAGGAGGAGCAGAUCAUACACCGCAUUGUAAAUAUCCCGCUUCAAACAAGAGGUGUCUUGAAUAUUUGUUGUAUGUUACCAAUAUCAUUGUUCUCCGUGUUGUGAUCGACAUUUAACUACAUAAUAUUGUGAUAAUCUGUAUUCAAUCGCGCCAUGUGUUGGCUUACCAUUUAGUGUUGUAUGUAAAUCAUUUUAUGUGUAUUUUUAAGAUAUACCUAUCUGCGAUUUAUGUUUAUCAAAAUAUAUUACUAUAGCAGGCUUGUAAGCUUCGUGUAACUCCACUGUAGGUGUGCAAUACGAUACUGGUGCCUUUAUUAUUAUCCAUAUAAACCAGAUUUCUAACACUAGUUUUAUAGUUAUCAUGUUAAAUCUGAAAUAUUUUUGGAAAACUUAACAUCCGAACAAUAUUAAACAAACAAAAACAUGCUUUCAAUAGGUAUAGGUCCAAAUAAACUUGAUAAUGUUUAUGCAGGAAAGGUUAAUCAUACGAAAAUGUAGACAGACCUUAAUUUUAAGAAUAAAGCUAUAAAAAGUUG
Messenger RNA from Ostrinia furnacalis (Asian corn borer), 5500 nucleotides. RefSeq lists its product as uncharacterized. The transcript is spliced from 3 exons. The record is from RefSeq and is a predicted model, not a curated record. Lineage: Eukaryota; Metazoa; Arthropoda; Insecta; Lepidoptera; Crambidae. Gene Ontology annotation, molecular function: protein binding. The coding region runs from base 140 to 4954 and encodes 1604 amino acids.